Molecule: messenger RNA, 23083 nt
Organism: Cuscuta europaea
Lineage: Eukaryota; Viridiplantae; Streptophyta; Magnoliopsida; Solanales; Convolvulaceae
Source: the annotation of a GenBank genome assembly
AAAGUUAGUUGGUCUAUUUCCGUUUCUAGAGUGAUUAACGGGAGCUCAGAUUUGCGCAGAGGAAAGCUUGAUAGUUUGGAAGUCUAGGGUUCGCAAAAUCCUUCGUUGCCCGAGUCCGCAAAAAUCCUUCCGCCGAAGCCGCCCGAGUAUCAUUCCUUCCCUGUUGGUGUCUCUGGAUGCGGUGUUGGUGGCCUGAUCUGGCUGCGGAUGGAGUUCAGGUAUGUGUUAGUAUAUAUGUCCUAGCGACAAUCACUUUUUAGAGAUAUAUGUACUUGAUCACAUUCAGUUUUAUAUAUUUGAUAUAUACGGUAUUACACAUCGAUGAUUAAGUAUUUCGAUUGUCAAUAUCUUAUUCAUAAUUGUGUUCCCUUGGACUUAUGUUGUCAAUAAGUGUUGGGUGUGUUUCGGAAAAUAAAGAAAAUUAAUUAAAAUAAAUUAAUUAAAUAAAAUGACUAAAGAAAAACAGGAAAGGAGAUGAAGCAGAAUUAGUCAAAGCUCGUGCUACGCACGAUUUCCUUAAAACGUAUUUGUUGCCUCCCACGGUGCUAGGAGCGUUGCAACAAUCGUUUCCCAGGAUACGAUGACUACGAACUAAUGUUUGAGCACACAAACAAGAGUUCCAGCGAACGAGAACCAAGUAUGAACACAGAAGGAAGUUUGCUGAGUAGCUUUAGGUGUUUUUAGCUCAAGAAAUUCGUGAGGAAUGUAUUGUGCGUUGUGUUUGUUGCAAAGCACCUGCCAGCUAUUUAUAGGAGGAUUUGUUGUGUGUUAAAUGGGGUGUUAAUGGACCUGAACGUUGGACUUCAAUGACCAGUCCGUUGGGCAUUGAAUCAUCCAUAAACUGUCCAUUUAACGUUGCAUUAAAAGACAAGAAUGUUGGGCAUUUAAUGGUUGUAACGGCUUGGAGCAGUUCUGGUGCGCGAUCAGAAUACCCCCAUCAGAGUUGGAGCAGUUCUGGUGCGCGAUCACAAUACCUCCACCAGAGUUGGAGCAGUUCUGAUGCUACCAGAAGACCUCCACCAGAGUUGGAGCAACUCUGAUCCGAAGCCACCAGAGUUCGAGCAACUCUGAUCCUGGAAAAAAAUAAAACGUUACGGGAAGAAAUAAAAAUUAGACCGUAUCUUUGAAUGAUAGGUUUUCGGACGACAUUCGUGUCUGCAGGUCGCCCUCGCACACGAGUCGCGGUUUUUCAUCUCCGUUUCGGGAUUUGAUCCCCCCUGCGCGUAAGAGAGAGCCUUUCCCUUUAGGAAUCUUAACUCCUUAAAAGAGGCUUCCCUUUAUAAGGGGGUGAAAAUCCCUUGAGUUUUUCGGUGUGGGAUAAAACACACUAGAAACUCACCAUUUUCCCAGUUUUUCCAUUUCAACGAGUGAACUUCGAGAAUCAAUUUCUCAUUCACCCGUUAUCCGUUUUGAGUGUACCAUAUAUCGAAUUGUAGCCCUUAACAAGGACAAUCCGAAACCACUUUGACCCGACCCAAAUCGGAAGUGGACCCCACUCAAAUAAUUGCCCCAAAAGGACCAUUUAAUGCAAUUUUAACACAUUUUUCCAACAAUCCCCCACAUGAAUGAAAAUUGAUUUUCGAGACUUAAAAAGACACGAAGAUAGGAGGACACGUUGUGUUCAUCGGAUGAUCCUUGCAUACGGAGAGGUAGGUUUUAUCCUUUGAACCUUCCGUUUUAAAGACACGUUUAUUUACUGGCUGUCUAGUAGACUCGAUGUCCUUGAACUAUACUGCCGUCGUGUAAACAUUGACUUAUCUUUACACAAGAACCUUCCAACUUUGUUCCGUUCUCAUGGGUGUGCCCGUUUUGGCCAUGGGUCACCGUCCUGGUUCUGCAAGAGUUUCUAAAGAACUGAGCUUUUACAGUUCUCCUUUGAAGCGGCCCUCUUCUCUCUCACAUAGGUGAUUCUUUCACGAGUAUCCCGCAUACUCUUCCAAUGUUAUCGAGUAGAUCAACAUUUUAGAAUCAUUAAAGCAAACGUUUUUGCUAACCUCGUGCGGGAGUCACUGUUUUAACGAGGAGUGGGUAGGAGUCCGGGACCCCCACAGUGACCAUCCUUCGCUCUAUAAUUUAGUUGUCCCUUUUGAACCUAGGACCAACUAGGUUGGGUAUCCACUAUAGAACUUUUCAAUUCACGGGCUUUAGUCCCAUUCCUCGUGACAACUUCUCCAACAAUUCUCUAUCCAAUGCCUUGGUUAGCGGAUCCGCUAUGUUAUCCUUUGACUUCACGUAGUCAACAGUGAUAACACCCGUUGUGAGGAGUUGUUUAAUGGUGUUAUGUCUACGACGAACGUGUCUAGACUUACCAUUGUACAUAUUGCUCUGUACCCUUCCAAUUGCCGCUUGACAAUCCCAAUGUAUGCAUAUUGGAGGGACAGGCUUCUCCCAACUUGGAAUAUCCUCGAGAAAAUGGCGUAGCCAUUCAGCCUCUUCAGUGCACUUAUCCAAGGCUAUUAGCUCAGACUCCAUCGUGGAUCUAGCUAUUAACGUUUGUUUUGAGGAUUUCCAUGAUACGGCUGCACCUCCCAAAGUGAAAACAUAUCCACUUGUGGACUUAGAGUCCUUUAUGUCGGAUAUCCAACUAGCGUCGCUAUACCCUUCAAGUACAGCUGGAUAUCUUCCAUAGUGCAGUCCAAGGUUUUGGGUUUUACGUAAAUACCUCAGAACCCUUACUAUUGCCUUCCAGUGUUCAGCACCGGGGUUGCUAGUAUAUCUACUCAACUUGCUAACCACAAAGGCAAUAUCAGGCCUGGUACAACUCAUUAGAUACAUCAAGCUUCCAAUAGUCCUAGCGUAUUCUACUUGAGAAAUACACUCUCCACGAUUUUUGGUAAGUUGUACGUUUUUAUCUAAUGGAGUCCUUGCCUCUUGAUAAUCAUCCUUAUUAAAUUUCGUAAGGAUUUUAUCAACGUAAUGGGAUUGGCUUAGCGUAAGACCGUCAGGUCCUCUAAUUAUUUUAAUCCCAAGGAUUAAAUCGGCCAGCCCCAUAUCCUUCAUGUCAAAUUUAGAAUUUAACAUGUUUUUGGUAGAAUUAAUCAUUAGAUUAUUGCUACCCACGAUGAGUAUAUCAUCCAUGUAUAAACAUAAAAUGACAUAGCCGUCUACCGUGCUCUUCACAUAGACGCAUUUGUCACUUUCGUUUAUUUUAAACCCAUUAAUUAACAUUGCAUGAUCGAACUUUUCGUGCCACUGUUUAGGGGCUUGUUUCAAUCCAUACAAUGAUUUAAUUAAUUUACACACUUUCCUUUCUUGGCCUGGAACACGAAAGCCCUCGGGCUGUUCCAUAUAGAUUUCUUCGUCUAUAUCGCCAUUUAGAAAAGCGGUUUUUACGUCAAUUUGAUGAACUUCCAAUUUCCGCAAUGCGGCAAUUGCUAGUAUCAUCCUAAUGGAAUUUAUUCUCGUCACAGGAGAAUACGUGUCAAAGUAAUCAUGGCCCUCACGUUGCUUGUAUCCUUUGAUUACAAGUCUGGCCUUGUACUUAUCGAUGGAACCGUCAGGUUUCAUUUUCCGUUUAAAAAUCUACUUGGAUCCCAAAGGUUUAUUUCCCGGAGGAAGAUCAACCAAUUCCCAUGUGUGAUUUUUGAGGAUAGAAUCCACCUCACUUUUGAUGGCUUCUUUCCACAUAGGACCUUCAGUAGACGUCACGGCUUCCGUAUAAGUCCGUGGCUCAUUUUCUACCAAACAUGUUAGAAAAUCCGGUUCAUUUUCUACCAUACAUGUUAGAAUAUCCGAUUCAACUUCUACCAGGUAGGUGAGAAAAUCCGGUCCGAAGGAUUUUUCAAUUCUAGCACGUUUGCUACGUCUGGGUUCGGGUUCUUCUCCGGAUCCCUCGCUAGUAUUUUCCAUAGCUACGUCAAAUGUUCGUUUUGACGUGCUUGGUCCUUCGUUGGACUUGCAUGGAAAUACGUCUUCAAAGAAUGAAGCAUUCCUUGAUUCAAUUAUUGUGUUUUUAUGUACAUCCGGAUUAUUCGAAUCGUACACUAAAAACCGAUAUGCACUACUAUUUUGUGCAUAUCCAAUAAAAAUACAAUCCACCGUUUUUGGACCUAUUUUUAUUUUCUUAGGUGUUGGUACAAGCACCUUAGCAAGACACCCCCACACUUUUAAAUAUUGAUAGGAAGGCCGUCUGCCUUUCCACAACUCGUACGGAGUUUUAUCAUUUUUUUUUCGGGGAACCUUAUUUAAAAGGUAAUUGCUUGUCAAGAUUGCUUCGCCCCACAUAUUUUGUGGCAAGCCCGAACUUACUAGCAUCGCAUUCAUCAUAUCUUUCAAUGUGCGAUUCUUUCGUUCGGCAACACCGUUUGAUUGAGGUGAAUAGGGUGCGGUACGUUCGUGUACUAUACCCACACUAGCGCAAAAGUCACCAAUUGGUGCUUCAUACUCACCACCUCGAUCACUCCUAACCGUCUUAAUCCUUCGAUUAAGUUGGUUUUCCACUUCAUUCUUAUAAAGAAUGAAUUUAUCGAUUGCUUCGUGUUUAUUUUUUAAUAAAUAAACGCAGCUAUAGCGAGUGCUAUCAUCGAUAAAGGUAAUAAAGUAUUUAUUACCGCCGCGUGUUUGUAUUGAUUUAAAAUCACAAACGUCACUAUGAAUUAAUUCAAGUGGUUCCGUUUUUCUUUCAACCGAUUUGAAAGACGUUUUCGUUAGUUUUGCCUCUACACAAACUUCACAUUUGUGCUUCACAUCAAUUGUGAAUUUAGGAAUGUGCUCCAUGUUAAUUAAUCUACGUAUAGAAUUAAAAUUAACAUGUCCUAGUCUACCAUGUCACACAUUGGAAGACUCAAGCAAGUAAGCAGAAGGGAUUUUAUUAUUAUUAUUAAUAAUAGUCAUUACAUUGAGCUUAAACAGCCCAUCACAUGUAUACCCCUUUCCCACAUACAUUCCCGAUUUAGACAAAACUAAUUUGUCCGACUCAAAAACCAUGCGGAAGCCAUGCUUGUUCAACAACGAACCGGAAAUCAGGUUUUUGCGUAUCUCCGGAACGAACAGCACUUGGUUUAGAGUCAGCUCCUUGCCCGAAGUCAUCUUCAGGACCACUUUGCCCACGCCUUCAACCGCAGAAUGAGCUGAGUUUUCCAUCCACACCUUCUCACUAUUUGAUGGCUCAAAAGUAGUGAAUAACUCCCGGUUUGAGCAAAUGUGCCGGGUUGCACCGGUGUCCACAAACCACUCCUUGGGAUUGGAUCCAACGAGGUUGACUUCCGUAACCACAGCCGCUAGGAUGAUGUCUUCAUCCUUUUGCCCACCUUGCACCAAGUUGACUUGAGAGUCUUUCUUCUUCCGUGGUGCCUUGCAAUCCGAGGACUUGUGUCCAUUUUUAUUGCAAUUGAAGCAUUUUCCGUUGAACUUUGUCUUGGAAACGCCUCCCUUGGGACCGAGCUUGCUCUUCCCAUUAUUUUUAUUUUUGGAGCCUUUAGCAUGCUCCACCACGUUGGCCUUGGCGCCAUGAGCAAUUGGGAGUUUCCCAUCGUUCUUCCGGUUAUCCUCUUCAAUCCGCAGACGGAGGAUCAAUUGCUCCAAGUUCAUUUCCUUUCGCUUGUGCUUAAGGUAGUUCUUGAAAUCCUUCCAAGCCGGCGGCAAUAAAUGGAUAAUUGACGCCACUUGGAAAGACUCACUAACUGUCAUUCCUUCAUCUCGAAUUUCGUUGAAGAUCAUUUGCAUCUCCUCAACUUGACUUAAGACCGUCUUCGAACCCACCAUUUUAAAGUCAAGGAAUCGACCAACAACAAAUUUCUUUGCGCCGGCAUCCUCGCUUUUAUAUUUGUGGUCCAAAGCAUUCCAUAGCUCCUUAGCCGUAGCUAAUUUGCUAUAAACGUCGUACAAAGCAUCAUGCAGCCCGUUCAACACAUAGUAUCGGCAAAGGAAGUCAGAAUGCUUCCAAGCUUCAACCGCGUUGAAAGAUUGCGCAUCCACCUCACCCCCGGUUCCUACCGGCGCAUCUUCGGUCAAGAAUCUAGCAAGACCGAGAGUAGUGAGAUAGAAUAGCAUCUUUUGCUGCCACCUCUUGAAGUUUAACCCAUUGAAUUUCUCGGGUUUCUCCACAGAGUUGCUUGGCACAGUCACCAUAGGGAUAGCCCUUUGGUUGGCCAAAGUAGAUGCACCGCGUUGUGAACCAUUGUUCACCGGUGCUCCACUUUCAGAGUGAUUGUCGUUCAGAACAUUCUGCCCAACACCAAUCUCGUUUUCUUGAGAAGUCAUUUUCGUUCUUUAACGUUUUUCCGAAAACACAAAAAAAAUAAGUUCGUUCACCAAAGUGACAAACUACGUUUAAGAUUGUAUCCGUAUGAUACAAGCUCAAGAAAUACGUUUUAAGAUUGUUGGGUGUGUUUCAGAAAAUAAAGAAAAUUAAUUAAAAUAAAUUAAUUAAAUAAAAUGACUAAGGAAAAACAGGAAAGGAGAUGAAGCAGAAUUAGUCAAAGCUCGUGCUACGCACGAUUUCCUUUAAACGUAUUUGUUGCCUCCCACGGUGCUAGGAGCAUUGCAACAAUCGUUUCCCAGGAUACGAUGACUACGAACUAAUGUUUGAGCACACAAACAAGAGUUCCAGCGAACGAGAACCAAGUAUGAACACAGAAGGAAGUUUGCUGAAUAGCUUUAGGUGUUUUUAGCUCAAGAAAUUCGUGAGGAAUGUAUUGUGCGUUGUGUUUGUUGCAAAGCACCUGCCAGCUAUUUAUAGGAGGAUUUGUUGUGUGUUAAAUGGGGUGUUAAUGGACCUGAACGUUGGACUUCAAUGACCAGUCCGUUGGGCAUUGAAUCAUCCAUAAACUGUCCAUUUAACGUUGCAUUAAAAGACAAGAACGUUGGACAUUUAAUGGUUGUAACGGCUUGGAGCAGUUCUGGUGCGCGAUCAGAAUACCCCCAUCAGAGUUGGAGCAGUUCUGGUGCGCGAUCACAAUACCUCCACCAGAGUUGGAGCAGUUCUGAUGCUACCAGAAGACCUCCACCAGAGUUGGAGCAACUCUGAUCCGAAGCCACCAGAGUUCGAGCAACUCUGAUCCUGGAAAAAAAUAAAACGUUACGGGAAGAAAUAAAAAUUAGACCGUAUCUUUGAAUGAUAGGUUUUCGGACGACAUUCGUGUCUGCAGGUCGCCCUCGCACACGAGUCGCGGUUUUUCAUCUCCGUUUCGGGAUUUGAUCCCCCCUGCGCGUAAGAGAGAGCCUUUCCCUUUAGGAAUCUUAACUCCUUAAAAGAGGCUUCCCUUUAUAAGGGGGUGAAAAUCCCUUGAGUUUUUCGGUGUGGGAUAAAACACACUAGAAACUCACCAUUUUCCCAGUUUUUCCAUUUCAACGAGUGAACUUCGAGAAUCAAUUUCUCAUUCACCCGUUAUCCGUUUUGAGUGUACCAUAUAUCGAAUUGUAGCCCUUAACAAGGACAAUCCGAAACCACUUUGACCCGACCCAAAUCGGAAGUGGACCCCACUCAAAUAAUUGCCCCAAAAGGACCAUUUAAUGCAAUUUUAACACAUUUUUCCAACAAUAAGUAAGUGGGAGCUUAUAUGAUAUAACAUAAGGUUCUAAAAUAGCCUCAAUCAAUGAUCAUCAAGAAUGGGAUAUUGAUGAUAUGCGAUAAGAUUGGUAUGUGGAUUGUGAUAAGUACAUAUUACAACACGUAUUUGAUACGUGUUGGGGUUGCAUUUUGAUAGUUUUCCUAGCUUUAAGGUGUUGCAAGUCUCAAUUUUAGCUCAAGUUAUGUUUACCGGGCGUUGGUUCGAGUUUUGUGUCAUUUGGAGUCAAAAUCAGGAUUUUAGAGUUCGGCACUGGCGCUUGAGGAGAAAUCGGGAUGAGUUGAAAAGCAUUUGAUAUUGAUUUGAGAGCUAUGGAGGUCAGCGGGAGGUUUACGAUGAAGAUUUGAUGACAAAAGAGCUCUAGGAUUGGCUUCGGGAUCAAAAGAAGAUGAAUGAAGCUUGAAAACAACGAUCAGGAUGACCUUCUGUCAAUCAUUCAAGAAUAUCUCUUUGUAGAAACAACUAAUGGACAUGAUUCAAGUUGUAUAUGAAAGACAACUUCAAGGGCUAUAAAUCAUAUGAAGACACCGUUACGAGAAUAGGAGAGAAAGAAGGUUAAAACAGAUGACGAAGUCAGAUGAUCUCUGCUACGAUUUCAGAAUGACACCUUCUACCGUUUUGAUCAUAUCUCUUGAUUAGAUGAUUCAAAUCACAUUUGGCAAGUUGGGGUGGAUAUAGGACUUCAUUAUCUAAAACUUUCAUGAAGGAAGUUUUGUCCAAUUCGAACUAGAGAAAAGGCAAAAGAAUACGGACGCACGACCGUGCGUCUGGGACGCACGAUCGUGCGUAAGAGCCAAAAACGUGGAGGAGCUACUGCCUGCUACGCACGAUCGUGCGUAGCCAUGGACGCACGAUCGUGCGUAGCCCCGAGUUACGCGCGGAAAUCUCCCACAUCGACCAGAAUUGUGAUUUUUCCCAUCUUUUCUAUAAAUAAGACCUCCCUAACCCUUUUUAGUGGUCACGAACAUUACGGAGAGGCCUAGGGACGAAUUUAACACCGUUUUUAAGCUAUUUUCUUCCAGGACCCUGGGAUUAUUUGUAAGUUCAUCUUUUUAAUUAAUGACAAUUUAUUCUAUUCUUCCCAAUUCUGUUGAUUUUUCAAUUAUGAAUUGUGAGUAGUUUAAUUAGGGAUUUGGGAUUGAUGAAAGGGUUAAUCAUGAUUGAUGGCUAGAUUCUUUUCGUUUUAAUUGCAUGAAUGCCGUUUAAUUUGUGUUUGAAUAAUUUAACUGGUAUCUUUUGUAACCUGGAACCGCGGCUAUAAUUACAAUUGCACAUAGAAUAAAUUAAGAGAGAUCUAGUUUAUUCUAGGACACAUUCACACACACUUAAUCGUUUGCUAAGAGAUUAGUAGCGAUUAAGGGGCCACAAGCUCGUUCGUCUUGGCAAUAAUUUAGGAUCCUGUCGCAUGAGAGAUCAGCCUGGUCCCCUAAAUUAUUGUACUCUACGCCGCGAGAGCGGUAAGAACUUAGUAUUGAUUAGCUAGGCUCAAUUAAAUUAAUUUCAUGUAAUUAGGCCUGAUCUGCCAGAAAUCUGAUUACCCCGGAAUCAAUCCCUGUUCCCUUCGUCGUUAAUUAGAGAGAACCCAAUCUUUUAUUUUAAUCGUUCAUUCGCAUAGUUUAAUUUUAAUUCAACCAACCAAUCUCGCACGACGCAUUUAUUUUAUUUUAUUCCUUUUUUUUAUCGCUGAAUUUAAUUAAUCCUUGAUUCCCUUUUGUCCGUCCCUGUGGAGACGAUACUCGUACUUUCACCACUAUUCUACAAUCUUUUUAAGUGCGAGAAAACUCACAUCAGUUUUUGGCGCCGUUGCCGGGGACGGUGUCGGUUUUAAGGGUUAAUUAAUUUCAGCGAGAUUUUCUUUAGUUAGAUUUUUUUUAGUUUCUCGUAGGAUUUUUCUGUGCUAACCUUUCAGGUUUUCUUUCUAAGAGGCAUGGGAUGAACCCAUUAAGCUCAACUCCUGGAGGAACACCAUUCCCUCAAAUCUCCACGGGAUAUUCCUCAUAUACGCCAUGCCCAACUUACAUUCCUCUACAAUAUUACUCUCUGGCACCACAAAAUAUUCUAUCUUCCUAUUCUUACUCUCCAACCACACAACCCUUCCAAUCUCAAAAUUCCCAUCAUUAUCUAUCAUCACCACAAUUCCCUUGGACAAAACAAGGCUCCAUUCUUGAAUUUCUUCUCCAAACUAAAACUCUUGAGGAAGUGUAUCAUAUUCUACCGAAGAAUAGCAUUUGUUCCUUUUGUGGAGGAUGUCACCAUAUAACCUUUUGCCCCGUCAAACCUCCAAAUGAUCAUCCUUACUGGGCAACUGCAUACCCAACUUCUUCCUCCCCACAAUUUACGAACACAAAUGUUUCAGUCACUCCUACGUCUUUGCCGAGCUAUGAGCCACAGGAUGAAUCAGAAGAGAUAAUUUCCGAGAAGCUGUCUGACCUGGAAGAAACACUCAAGAAAUUAAUGCAAUUUCAACAACAACAAAUGCAAAGUCAACAGCAAUCGGACACAAGGAUGCAAAACAUGGAAAAUCACUUGGAUCAACUGUUUAAUGCCCAAUCUGAGGAGUCCGAGAGAUCCCAUCCUAGCGACACAGAAGCCCAAUCCGAGAAGAUCAAUGUGGAUGAUCAUAUAAGUGAGUCAGACAAUGAUGGUGGGAAUGCGAUGGAUGAUACACUUCUUGAUGAUGUUGAAGACUCACCUAUGUUUGAAGAUGAAGAAGAAGAUAAUAGUGUCAAGUUGUUUUUCGGAGAAUACAUGAAAAAGUUUGUAACGACACAAGAUGUAACAGAUGAAGUCACAAAUCACUAUGAUUUCCAUAUAGAAACUCACCAGUCGUUUGAUUUACCAUUAGUCUCAACACCUGAGGAGGGCAAGGAGAAGAUCAGUCAUGAUGAUGGUGCUACUGAGCUAGGUUUGGGUAUUGAAGAUGAGUUGGAAAAUGAUGAUCACACGUUCCAAGAGAGUGGGGGCGAGAGUAACAACACUUUCCAAGACGACAUUGAUAAGAACGGUGUUACCGAGAGUUGGGAUGCUCACAUGGGGAGUGAUAUGGAGUCCGGAGGAGAUGCAGUGAAUUUUCAGUAUAAUUGUGAGGAAGAAAAAUACUUUUCUAUGUUGCAGUUCGAGUUUGAUGUUGGUACAGAUCCUUGCAUCAAAACAUCUUUUGAGCCUGGAGUAAUCAAAUUUUUGGCUCAUGUUUUAUGUCCACUCAAGGAGGAUGUGAGGUUGAUCCUCCAGUUCUGUGCUGAUAAGUUUUUUGAAGACCAUGUGAUUCCUACAUGGUUUCGAGAGUUUAAGAAUUUGCGCCACCUAAGGGCAUUUGUUGAGAGAAAGCUGGAUACUUUGAAAAUUAAUGCCCCACUACAGUCUGUGCUAUUUGAAAGCUUACGAGGUAUCGUCGGGCAAACGACGUUAAAAAUAGCGCUUCUUGGGAGGCAACCCAAGCUUAUUUCUGCACUUUUGUUUUCUGCAUGUUUUUUGUUUUUGUUUUGUGUGUUUUUUGUGUUUCUGUGUUUGUUUUGUAGCUCAGGUCUUUUCUGGAUGAUGCGCCACAGUUUACAUUGACCCAGUUUAAUUCUGCACCAACCAGCGCCUUAGGGAAGUUCCUAUUACUCUUACUCGCAUGUGUUAAUUGUUGACUUGAGUUGAAGUUGAGCACGCGUGACCCUUUCCUCUUUACCCCUUUGUGCAUAGUGCAUUUUUGGUCAUCGAGGGCGAUGCCAAAGUUUAAGUGUGGGGGAGUGAAUUAGGCAUUCGGGCAGUAGUUGUUACAUGAGAUUUUUAGAGUUAGCAUGCGCAGGUGUUAGUUGUAUAUUCAUAGAAAAGUCAUGUCAAAAUUUUUGAAAUUUUUUCUUUAAACUAUGUCUUUGUGAGCUGCUUAGCGUUUUGACUAUGCUUUUAAAAUGUCUUUGAAGUGUUUAGGCUUAAAUUGCUUGCACUAUAAUCUAGUUGUUGAAAGGAUGAAGGCAUUAGUCACCCAUUGAAUGAAUUCAUAAAUUUUCCAUCCCACCUGAAAAAGUCCUUUAGGAGAAGCCAUUUUGAGCCUAACUAUUCCUUGUCUACCCAAUUAAUUGAGCUCCAUAGCCAAAUGGCCUGUUUUCUUACCCGUGAAUAUUUCUGACGUAGUCUUCAUGUUUAGGGAACUAGGGGGUGAAUUUUCUAAGUUUAUGGAAUUUUGUGUAGGAGCCAAUUUUGGCACUGUUCCUAUGCCCCAAAUGGGGUAAGAGCAGUCACUUUUUAGGAUCUUGAUAUUUUCGAGGAUUGCAUUGUAGGCAUGGAUUCACUUCUAAAACAAAUGAACUUUAACUGCUAUUUUUCCUUGGUGAGGCCGAGAUUAGAAUGGGGUAAUGUCUAAGUAAGAAUCCGAAAGGUGAAAAAUUAAUAUAGCUAGACCUCUUACCUUGCGAAAAAGAGAAUGGGAGCCCGGGUCAAAAAGCGUAAGUGUUUUCCACAAUAAGAUGAGACUUGGGUAUCUUUCGAAAGAAAUGGCGUUCUCGUGCCAACAUGACAAGGAAAACUAAACAUAAUUAAUAAACUUGGAGGCUAUUGAAAAUUAGCUUUAGUUCUCCGCGUACUUCAAGUAUACGUCAAAGCACCAACGUGCCGCGGCGGUUUAGCUUAGUUGUACACCAUGUCUACUCUUUGCAUAGGUUUAGAUGGUUGUUCCUAAAUUGUGGCCUACUGAGUUCCUUGAUCCUAAGAAUAGCCCUGAAGUUCCUGAAUGCAUUGAGUCUUUGUUAGAAUUUCCAAAUCUCUCAAAAGAAAGGGACUAUUUAUUACCAUCCACCAUUCACCAUCACCUUCACGAGUCCUUCUGAUCAAUAGCUAAUUUAUUUGUGUAUGCUGUCAUUACUUUAAGGAUGUUGUGAAUAAUUUUGUCAAAUAGUUAGAUUGAGUACAAAGAUGUAGUUUAGGGAAGAAUUUUCUAGGUUUAGAUUGUCUGUUCUGUGAAUAUUCCUUUAGCUACGUGUGCCUGCUAACUGUUUUGAUUCUGUGUGGUGAUUAUCGUAAGUCCCGUUGUUCUGUUUGCUUGAGGACAAGCAAAAGCUUAAGUGUGGGGGAAUCUGAUAAGUACAUAUUACAACACGCAUUUUAUGCGUGUUGGGGUUGCAUUUUGAUAGUUUUCCUAGCUUUAAGGUGUUGCAAGUCUCAAUUUUAGCUCAAGUUAUGUUUACCGGGCGUUGGUUCGAGUUUUGUGUCAUUUGGAGUCAAAAUCAGGAUUUUAGAGUUCAGCACUGGCGCUUGAGGAGAAAUUGGGAUGAGUUGAAAAGCAUUUGAUAUUGAUUUGAGAGCUAUGGAGAUCAGCGAGAGGUUUACGAUGAAGAUUUGAUGACAAAAGAGCUCUAGGAUUGGCUUCGGGAUCAAAAGAAGAUGAAUGAAGCUUGAAAAUGACGAUCAGGAUGACCUUCUGUCAAUCAUUCAAGCAUAUCUCUUUGUAGAAACAACUAAUAGACAUGAUUCAAGUUGUAUAUGAAAUAAAACUUCAAGGGCUAUAAAUCAUAUGAAGACACGGUUACGAGAAUAGGAGAGAAAGAAGGUGAAAACAGAUGACGAAGUCAGAUGAUCUCUGCUACGAUUUCAGAAUGACACCUUCCACCGUUUUGAUCAUAUCUCUUGAUUAGAUGAUUCAAAUCACAUUUGGCAAGUUGGGGUGGAUAGAGGACUUCAGUAUCUAAAACUUUCAUGAAGGAAGUUUUGUCAAAUUCGGACUAGAGAAAAGGCUGAAGAACACGGACGCACGACCGUGCAUCUGGGACGCACGAUCGUGCGUAAGAGCCAAAACCGUGGAGGAGCUACUGCCUGCUACGCACGAUCGUGCGUAGCCAUGGACGCACGAUCGUGCGUAGCCCCAAGUUACGCGCGGAAAUCUCCCACAUCGACCAGAAUUGUGAUUUUUCCCCUCUUUUCUAUAAAUAAGGCCUCCCUAACCCUUUUUAGUGGUCACGAACAUUACGGAGAGGCCUAGGGACGAAUUUAACACCGUUUUUACGCUAUUUUCUUCCAAGACCCUGGGAUUAUAUGUAAGUUCAUCUUUUUAAUUAAUGACAAUUUAUUCUAUUCUUCCCAAUUCUGUUGACUUUUCAAUUAUGAAUUGUGAGUAGUUUAAUUAGGGAUUUGGGAUUGAUGAAGGGGUUAAUCAUGAUUGAUGGCUAGAUUCUUUUCUUUUUAAUUGCAUGAAUGCCGUUUAAUUUGUGUUUGAAUAAUUUAACUGAUAUCUUUUGUAACCUGGAACCGCGGCUAGAAUUACAAUUGCACAUAGAAUAAAUUAAGAGAGAUCUAGUUUAUUCUAGGACACAUUCACACACACUUAAUCGUUUGCUAAGAGAUUAGUAGCGAUUAAGGGGCCGCAAGCUCGUUCGUCUUGGCAAUAAUUUAGGAUCCUGUCGCAUGAGAGAUCAGUCUGGUCCCCUAAAUUAUUGUACUCUACGCCGCGAGAGCGGUAAGAAUUUAGUAUUGAUUAGCUAGGCUCAAUUAAAUUAAUUUCAUGUAAUUAGGCCUGAUCUGCCAGAAAUCUGAUUACCCCAGAAUCAAUCCCUGUUCCCUUCGUCGUUAAUUAGAGAGAACCCAAUCUUUUAUUUUAAUCGUUCAUUCGCAUAGUUUAAUUUUCAUUCAACCAACCAAUCUCGCACGACGCAUUUAUUUUAUUUUAUUCCUUUUUUUUAUCGCUGAAUUUAAUUAAUCCUUGAUUCCCUUUUGUCCGUUCCUGUGGAGACGAUACUCGUACUUUCACCACUAUUCUACAAUCUUUUUAAGUGCGAGAAAACUCACAUCAGAUUGCAUCAUACUUUUAGAAAGUAUAGUUGAUCUCACAACUAUGAGUUCAUGUAAUUCAUGAUGGUCACAUAGAUAUUUUAGAGAAUAUUGGCAUACCCACCGAGAAACCAUUUGAUAAGUUCUAUUCAUGUGUCUAUGAGAUUAUCGGCGUAUAGAGUAGUGUAAUAGUCCUCCAACUUGAGGUCAAUACGUACUACAUGUGCGGAGUAAUGUACUUUGACCAUGACCAACGUUUGCACUCCAAUCGGGGUAGAUACGGCAUUUGUUGGGUGCAUCACGAAGCAUAUGGAGUAGUAGUUGAGCCAAGAAAGAAUUCAUUCCUCAUAAUAGAUUAAGAGAGAACAUUAUACUUCUCAUAUCUAGAUGGAUCAUAAAGUCAUUGGCCAAUGCAAAGAUAUAUUCGUUUUGGAUAUCGAAUAUGAUCAUUAUGGAUCAUCUAGAAAGAUUGAGAGAUAGAGACUAAGUUAUUGGAAUAGACACAAUAUCAAGUUCUAGACUUAGUUGAAUGUUCGUUGAAUGAAAGGACCGUAUCACUAUGAGCUCUAUAUUACAGGGAGUUUGAAUAGUCCUUGCAAACGUCCUUAUAUAUUAAGAUUGUCAGGUAAAUCGUCUAGGGAUUCUGUUAAGACCUUAAUUUGAUUAGUGCUUAAUAUAUAAGUCCCUAUGGGUCACACAACAAGUGAUUAUACCUUCCGAUUGAAUUGUUAGUAGGAAUUAAAUAUUAAUUGGAUUAAAUAAUAUUUAAUUUGUAAUACUGAAAUGGAUUAAAUAUUAGUUGGAUUAAACUAUAUUUAAUUCAUAAUUUUGAAGGAGAGUUCUAUUUGAUAGAAUAAAUUAAGUGUGAUAAAUUAGAUUUAUUAUACCUAAUUAAGGUGUAUUUAUUAUUAAAUAAAGUUGGUAUUUUCUUUUAUUGAUUUGGAAUUAAAAAGGAAAAUAAAAUAAACUAAAUAAUAAUAAAAACAUAUAGGGAGUGGCGUGCAGCCACUUCUCUAUUGUUAUUAUUAUUAUGUUUAUGUUUAUCCAACUUAUUUAAUUAAUAAUGAUGUAUUAGUCCUGAUAGGACUAUAACUCAUUAAUGAGUAAGACUUUGGUUGUGAUUAGGAAACUAGUUUACAACUAGUAUAAAUACACCCUACUCCUUCAUAAUUUAUAGAUCAGUUUUCAGAUUCAGUAUUACCAGUUUAUUUCCCUGCGAAGAGAUUUCCUAGCCUUUCUCUUAGGGAGAUCUAACCGUUCUUUCGUGAAGGAGAAAUCACGUGGAUACCAAAGCCAAGGAUUAUCACCGCUAGACCGGAAGAUCUGUAAGUUCUAACUCAGAUCUGUUAUUAUUAUCAUAUUCGUUAUUUUGUCAUAAUCAGGGAAGAUCUGUUUGGGAAAAUUUUAAACUUCCGCUGCCGUACUUUCGAGGUACGUUACAUCAAUUUCCUAACAGUGGUAUCAGAGCCAAACUGAUUCUAAUGACAUUAUACGAAUUUAUGAUGAAAUUUUCGUAGGUUUGAAAUAUAUAUUUCCAGAAAAUAUAUUUUUGGCCUGAUCUUAAUUUUCAAAAUUAGAUUUGUUAAGAUCCGAAAUUAGACCUUUUUUUAGGUGAGGGCUGCCGUUCUUUAGAUCACCUUCACGCCACUGUUCUAUUUUUUUAUUCGUCCGAUAGGUUUCACGCUUCAUCAAUCGGCAAGUGUAGCAGUGCUGCUGUUUUCAAUUGAUGAGCAAACCCCAUGUUUAUUGUGUGACCGUGUAGGUAGUUUGGGUGGAGCUCUUGUUUUGGUUUAUGAUUUUAGAAAUUAGAUUAAACUUUAGGAAAUUUUUAAAAUUUCCUAGAAUUCUAAAACAAAAGCUUUGCUCGGUUUUACUCAAACUGGGACUCAAAGUUUGUUAGAUUUUGGAGAUCUUUUACUAUUAUUAUUAUACUCCGUAGUUACUACUUUGUAUAAUAAUAACUACAUUAAAUUAACCCUUUUAAUUAGAUUAUUACGUAUCUUUGAGAUUACGACGGUUAAUUUUUUUGUUUUUGUUUUAAUCGAUAGUUGUGUUAUCAUUAUGGAUUGAGCAUGCUUAAUUAGUUAUUUGAAUGCUGUAUUUGUUAAUAAAUUAGAUUUAUUAUGCAUGCUUUAAUUUUAAAAGUCUGAGUUAGAUCUCGUUAACAUAUUAUUUGAUAAUAUGUUCUAGCAUCUUGAUUAAAUAGAAUAAUUUAAUAUCCCGUUAAAUGUUCCCCAUAAAUUAAAAUUUAAGUCUUAUCUAGGAUAACGACAUCACCCAUCAUAAUUAAAUUAGUAGAAAUAUUUUUUCGAUGAAGAAUAUUUCGCCCAAGUGUUUAUUCCAUCCGACAAAAUAUAGAAUUAAUUUAUAGAUACAUAUAUUUGUGAUCGUGUGAUGGUUUUGACUUACUUAAAUUAGCUUGAGUCGCCCAAGCGUCAGUGUUAAUUUAGGGAUGUCGAUCAAUUUAAAAAUUGAUCAACCAAAAGUUGCUUGGACGCAAUUGGUCUAGGGACCUACCCAUUAUAUUAUUGUAGUGAUCAGCCCAAGCUGGGACUGUAAUAGUAUGAAUGAGGAUUUUGGCCACUAUGAUUGUAUAACAUUUCAUGUUCCUUUUAUUGGGAUCAAAGAGCAUGUAAAAAUAGUGGGAGCUAAAUAAUUAAAAGUCCAUAUUAUUUAGUUAACUAGAUGUGAUCAUUGGAAUUAAUAUAUGAUUUUAAUUCCGUUCUAUUUGAACUUCUUUAGGCUUUUAGGUAUGUCGAAUUUAUCAUUGAGAAGUAUCUUGGAUAUAAAUAAUCUGAUUGAACCAAACUUUCUAGACUUGGAACAAAAUAUGCGUUUCGUUCUUAGGCAAGAAAAUAUCGAACAUGUAUUUGAUACAUGUGUACCCGAGAUCCUUGAUGUUAGCUCUUCUGAAUUAGCCAUGUUUGACAAGGACAUUCAGAAGAAUCACAUUGCUGAGGUACCAAAUGAUGUAUGUCUCUACUGCAAUGAGAUAUGACAUUGGAAGAGAGAUUGUGAGAUAUACAGGACUAAUCUAGCCAAAGCAUCGAGUUCUUCUAGCUUAGGCAUUUUUGUCAUUGAUAUUAAUAUGUCUACAACUAACUCUCACUGUUGGGUAUUAGAUACGGCUUGUGGCUCACACAUUUGCAAUAGUGUGCAAGGCCUAAAUGUCAGUAGAGCAGUUAGGCUGGGUGAGAUAGACCUACGUGUAGGAAAUGGAGCAAAAGUUGCUGCUGAACGCGUAGGGACUUAUAUAUUAGAUUUACCCAGUGGUUAUAGAUUAGAACUAAAUAAUUGUUAUUUUGUUCCUUCUAUAACAAAGAACAUAAUUUCCAUUCAUAUGUUAGACAUUGAGGGUUUUUCCUUUCAUUUUGCUAAUAACACUUGUUGUUUUUCACAAAAUGGUAUUGUGUAUGGAAAUGCUCCUCUUAUGAAUGGUUUAUAUGUUCUUAAUUGUAGACAUGACAUAUUAAAUGUACAAAAUAAAAGACCAAGGUUAAGUAAUGUGAAAAAUACCACAUAUCUUUGGCAUUGUAGGCUUGGUCAUAUUAAUGAAGCUUGAAUAGCAAGGUUAAGUAAAUUAAAUUACUUAACACCAUUUGAUUUUGAAUCAUAUGGUAAUUGCGAUUCGUGUCUCUCAGCUAAAAUGACGAGUAAAUCUUUUCUUGGAAAAGGACUACGGGCCAAAGAAGUGCUUGAAUUGGUUCACACAGAUGUGUGUGGACCAUUCCCAUCUCAAGCUAGAGGAGGUUUUUCUUACUUCAUCACGUUUACUGACGAUUUCUCUAGGUUUGGAUUUGUGUAUCUUAUGAAACACAAAUCAGAAGCUUUUGAGAAAUUCAUGGAGUAUAAGGCUGAAGUAGAGAAGCAACUUGACAAGAGUAUCAAGACUCUACGAUCUGAUCGUGGAGGGGAAUACUUGAGUAAGGAGUUUCUUGAUUACUUAAAAGGUCAGGGAAUUCAGUCACAAUGGACUCCUCCAAGAACACCUCAAUUGAAUGGUGUUUCUGAAAGGAGAAAUAGAACCUUAUUAGACAUGGUUAGGUCCAUGAUGAAUUCCACGUCUCUUCCAACAUCUCUUUGGGGGUAUGCAUUGCAAACUUCGAUAUACAUUCUGAAUAUAGUUCCAUCUAAAUCAGUGCAAAAGACACCAUAUGAGUUAUGGUGUAAUAAGAAGCAUGUUCUUUCACAUAUUAAAGUGUGGGGUUGCCCUGCUUAUGUAAAGAAUUUGCACACUGAUAAGUUAGGAGCUAGAAGUGAGAGAUGUUAUUUUGUGGGGUAUCCUAAAGAAACUAGGGGAUACUAUUUCUAUCAUCCUGAGGAACAUAAAAUCAUUAUUUCCAGACAGGCACGAUUCCUAGAAGAAGACUUGGUCUUCAAGGAAUUCAAUCGUGAGAAGAUAGUACUAGAAGAAAUUCAAGAAUCACAAAAUAACAUAGAGGAUGGAGACUUGCUAGAUGGUCAAAACAAGGAUUCAGUGGGAGGAUUAAGCGGAAGUAUGUCUCUAGGAGGAUAUCCUUCAGCUAGUGGGAGUAAUAUAGGAAGCACCUCGCACCAGCAAGUGGUUCCUAUUAGGCAUGAAAGAAAUGACAUGGUUGUCAUUCCUUCUGCACCUACUUCUCCUUCUCUGGAAACACUUAAAAGUGUAGCACCAGAAAAUUCUCCGAGCAUUGGACAGUCCAAUGAAAGAGAACCUCUUCACAAUCAGAAUGAGCAGCCUGAACAAUCGCAAAAUAUUCAACUUCGUAGGUCUACUAGGAUUCGUCAUGAACCAACUAGGUUUGGCUUCCUCAUGGAGGAUCAUGAUGAUGUUGAAAUUCCUGACAAGGAUGAACCUAAGACUUACACUGAAGCAAUAUUAGAUAUUGAUUCAGAGAGGUGGUGAGAGGCCAUGAAAUCUGAAAUGGACUCGAUGUAUAUCAAUCAAGUAUGGAACUUGGUUGACUUGCCUGUUAAGGUUAGACUCAUUGGAUAAAAAUGGGUUUUCAAGAAGAAAAUUGAUGCCGAAGGCAAGGUGCAAACAUACAAAGCUAGGCUAGUGGCUAAAGGUUAUAGUCAAAGAGAGGGAAUUGACUAUAGUGACACCUAUUCGCCAGUUGCAAAACUCAAGUCCAUUCGAAUUUUGCUUGCGAUAGCAGCAUACUAUGAUUAUGAGAUUUGGCAAAUGGAUGUCAAAACUGCUUUCCUUAAUGGAAACCUCAAGGAGGAGGUGUACAUGGUACAACCUGAAGGUUUUAUAUCCAAGUCAAAUCCCAAAUCAGUAUGUAAAUUGGAGAAAUCCAUAUAUGGGCUACAACAAGCAUCUAGGAGUUGAAAUAUUAAUUUUGAUGAAAAAGUCAAACCGUUUGACCUCAUCAAAUGAAAUGAGGAUGCUUGCGUGUUUAGAGUGCGCAACAAGGAUAUCAUGGUCUUUAUAAUCACAUAUGUUGAUCAUAGAGAAUGAUAUCCCCUCAUUGAAGUCGGUGAAAGAAUGGUCACCCAAAAUCUUCAUGAAUAUCUUUUGUCUAUGGUAGACAGAAAGAACUAGUAGAAUUUAAUUAUUCUAGCACUAGUCUCAUGUAUGAUAAGAAAGACUACGAGUCACAGCCAGUAUAUGUUUUUAGUCUCAAUGUAAUAGUAAUGCUGCAAGAGUUGCAAGUAAGAAACUAUUGUAAAUUCGAUAACUAGAGCCUAGUAAAUUGUUGCAUUUGAUGCAACAUAGGUAAGCGUUUAGAUACGUUAGUUCCUUAAGGAAAUAGAGGUAGUUCCUAGCGAUAGUUAUCCAAUAAUUGUUAUUGUGAUUGUACCGGUGCAUUUGCACGAGCUAAGGAACCAAGAUGCAAAGUAAGGAACUAGAAAAUACCUGUGUGCUAUCAUAUUUUGAGAACAAAUAGCAAGAGGAGAUGUUGCAAUAGAACACCUUCCCGUAGAGGACAAUUUGGCUGGCCCAUUCACUUUGAGAUGUGAGAAACAUACUAGACUUUUGAGAGUCUAGGUGUUAGACGCAUUGGUGAUUGGCACUAGGCCAAGUGGGAGAUUGUUAGUAUAUAUGUCCUAACGACAAUCACUUUUUAGAGAUAUAUGUACGUGAUCACAUUCAGUUUUAUAUAUUUGAUAUAAACGGUAUUACACAUCGAUGAUUAAGUAUUUCGAUUGUCAAUAUAUUAUUCAUAAUUGUGUUCCCUUGGACUUAUGUUGUCAAUAAGUAAGUGGGAGCUUAUAUGAUAUAACAUAAGGUUCUAAAAUAGCCUCAAUCAAUGAUCAUCAAGAAUGGGAUAUUGAUGAUAUGCGAUAAGAUUGGUAUGUGGAUUGCAUCAUACUUUUAGAAAGUAUAGUUGAUCUCACAACUAUGAGUUCAUGUAAUUCAUGAUGGUCACAUAGAUAUUUUAGAGAAUAUUGGCAUACCCACCGAGAAACCAUUUGAUAAGUUCUAUUCAUGUGUCUAUGAGAUUAUCGGCGUAUAGAGUUGUGUAAUAGUCCUCCGACUUGAGGUCAAUACGUACUACAUGUGCGGAGUAAUGUACUUUGACCAUGACCAACGCUUGCACUCCAAUCGGGGUAGAUACGGCAUGUGUUGGGUGCAUCACGAAGCACAUGGAGUAGUAGUUGAGCCAAGAAAGAAUUCAUUCCUCAUAAUAGAUUAAGAGAGAACAUUAUACUUCUCAUAUCUAGAUGGAUCAUAAAGUCAUUGGCCAAUGCAAAGAUAUAUUCGUUUUGGAUAUCGAAUAUGAUCAUUAUGGAUCAUCUAGAAAGAUUGAGAGAUAGAGACUAAGUUAUUGGAAUAGACACAAUAUCAAGUUCUAGACUUAGUUGAAUGUUCGUUGAAUGAAAGGACCGUAUCACUAUGAGCUCUAUAUUACAGGGAGUUUGAAUAGUCCUUGCAAACGUCCUUAUAUAUUAAGAUUGUCAGGUAAAUCGUCUAGGGAUUCUGCUAAGACCUUAAUUUGAUUAGUGCUUAAUAUAUAAGGCCCUAUGGGUCACACAACAAGUGAUUAUACCUUCCGAUUGAAUUGUUAGAAGGAAUUAAAUAUUAAUUGGAUUAAAUAAUGUUUAAUUUGUAAUACUGAAAUGGAUUAAAUAUUAGUUGGAUUAAACUAUAUUUAAUUCAUAAUGUUGAAGGAGAGUUCUAUUUGAUAGAAUAAAUUAAGUGUGAUAAAUUAGAUUUAUUAUACCUAAUUAAGGUGUAUUUAUUAUUAAAUAAAGUUGGUAUUUUCUUUUAUUGAUUUGGAAUUAAAAAGGAAAAUAAAAUAAACUAAAUAAUAAUAAAAACAUAUAGGGAGUGGCGUGCAUCCACUUCUCUAUUGUUAUUAUUAUUAUUAUGUUUAUGUUUAUCCAACUUAUUUAAUUAAUAAUGAUGUAUUAGUCCUGAUAGGACUAUAACUCAUUAAUGAGUAAGACUUUGGUUGUGAUUAGGAAACUAGUUUGCAACUAGUAUAAAUACACCCUCCUCCUUCAUAAUUUAUAGAUCAGUUUUCAGAUUCAGUAUUACCAGUUUAUUUCCCUGCGAAGAGAUUUCCUAGCCUUUCUCUUAGGGAGAUCUAACCGUUUCUUCGUGAAGGAGAAAUCACGUGGAUACCAAAGGUCAAGGAUUAUCACCGCUAGGUUGGAAGAUCUGUAAGUUCUAACUCAGAUCUGUUAUUAUUAUCAUAUUCGUUAUUUUGUCAUAAUCAGGGAAGAUCUGUUUGGGAAAAUUUUAAACUUCCGCUGCCGUACUUUCGAGGUACGUUACAUCAAUUUCCUAACAGUAUGCUGUUUAGUGCCGCACUUGUUGUUCCAUUUGAUUGGAUGAGUAUAUUUUCUUCUGUAAUUUUGUUUUUCCCAGUUGUGAUUUAGUCUGUUGGUUGAUGAUCCUGGUAGGAGCUUGAAGCACUCAGGGGAUGGUCAUGUAGUCUUGCAGCCCACUUCAAUGUCUUGAGAUUUGGAAGAUAAGUCCCCUCAGGUGUGAAGAGAAUUAAUUGUAGGUUAUUGUUAUUAUUUUUGUUAUUACUAUUAUUGUUACUAUAAAUAUUUUUAUUGUUAUCAUUAUCUCAUUCAAUGUCUUUCAUGAACAUGUGUUUUUUUCUAUUUGUGAUCUAAUAUGAGUUUUCUGCUCAUUAACAUCAUUUCUUUCUACCAACAUGAGGAAAGAGCAUCUGUGUUAAAGUUCUCUGCAUUGGAAGUCUACAAUGAAGUGUAUAGAGACUUCCUCAGCUCAGAUACUUCUCCGCUAAGACUGCUUGAUGAUCCAGAGCAAAAGUACAAUGAGUUGAAGGUGCAGGCUGAAUCUCAAGGGAAAUCGUACGACGUUGAUGAUUAUGAGCUUUUCUGCCAUGUGGUUCCCACUUAUCAAGGACGGCGGUACGGGACGGGGUCUGAAGCGGAGUCUCUGUCCGGAAGCGUUGAAUGUUCAAGCCGGCACUCGGGUCCCACCCAACAGGAGAUUGAUGCUCUUAUUCAAACACAAGUGGAAGCCCGAUUCGCGCAACAAGAGAAAGUGUGGUGAGAGCAGAUGGAGAACAUGUCCACCGCUUUUAUGUCGGUUUUGCGACAAGUCCAAACCUCUAACCCGUCUGUCACGAUGCCUAAUCUGGAAGCUUUGCAUACCCCAACUUAUGUUCCGAUGAACUGCCUCCAUGAUUCUCCUGAAGUUCGAAUGGAUGAACUGUUUUCCGUUGUUGGCCUUGUUUAAUGUUUUAUGGACAUCUUAUUAAUCAUCUUAUUAAUUUCUGUUAUGGACAUCUUCUAUUUUAUUUUUCUGCAGUAGGUUUAUGGCCAUGCCACUAUGGCAUGUUGAAACAUUGUUUUUAUUUAUGUUUAUAUUGCACAUCUCGAUCAGUUUUAUGUUACAUAUAUGGCAUGUUUUAUUUGUUCAA